UCACAGGCUGCUGCCGCCUCCAUUGUGAGCCGGGAGCCCGGGCUGAGCCGCGGCUGCUCCCCAGCUGGGUGUGCGGGGAGAGCCCUUCCCUAGCGCCCCUCUGUGCCCUGGGGCAGCCCCGGGCUCUGCCGACACCAGCCCCUGAGCCGGAGCCUGCAGGCUGCAGAACAUCCAUGACUUGCUGCAGAUCAUCCCAUGCCCUCCAGAGACAGGGAAAGGAAAUGGCUGCAGCGGAGCCGGUGACCUUCGAGGAGGUGGCUGUGUAUUUCUCCGAGGACGAAUGGGCUCUGCUUGACCCGGGUCAGAGGGCCCUCUACAGGGAUGUGAUGCAGGAGAAUUAUGAGACUGUGAUCUCUCUGGAAUUUCCAAUUUCCAAACCUAAUGUGAUCUCCUGGGUGGAGCGAGGGGAGGAGCUGCGAGUCUCGGUUCUCCAGGGCUGUGAGGAAGGGGAGAUCAUCAGCGCAACCCACACAGGUGAGGAAUCAGCUAAACUGACUCAGAAACCAAUUACUGUGUCCUCAUAG
Malaclemys terrapin pileata is the source of this 524-nucleotide messenger RNA. Its product is annotated as zinc finger protein 688-like. The coding region runs from base 174 to 524 and encodes 116 amino acids. The transcript is spliced from 3 exons. The record is from RefSeq and is a predicted model, not a curated record. Gene Ontology annotation, biological process: regulation of DNA-templated transcription. NCBI's taxonomy places the organism in Eukaryota, Metazoa, Chordata, Testudines, Emydidae.